AUGGCUGCUCAGAAAGAUCUCUAUGAUGCCAUUGUGAUCGGGGCAGGCAUCCAGGGCUGCUUCACUGCGUACCACCUGGCCAAACACAGGAAGAGGGUCCUCCUGCUGGAGCAGUUCUUCCUCCCGCACUCCCGAGGAAGUUCCCAUGGGCAGAGCCGGAUAAUCCGAAGGGCGUACCCUGAAGACUUCUACACCCAGAUGAUGGCUGAGUGUUACCAGAUAUGGGCCCAGCUGGAGCAUGAGGCGGGAACCCAAUUAUACAGGCAGACUGGACUACUGCUGCUGGGAAUGAAGGAGAAUGCAGAAUUAAAGAUAAUCCAGGCUACUCUGUCUAGGCAGGGAGUGGAACACCAGUGUCUUCCACCUGAGGAACUGAAGCAACGUUUCCCCAAUAUUCGGUUGGCCAGGGGAGAAGUGGGGCUCUUGGACAAGUCUGGAGGAGUUCUCUAUGCUGACAAGGCGCUCAGAGCCCUUCAGGAUGCAAUUCGACAGCUAGGAGGCAUAGUGCAUGAUGGAGAGAAGGUGAUAGAGAUAAAACCAGGGCUACUGGUCGUGGUGAAAACCACUUCCAGGAGCUACCAAGCCAAGAGCUUGAUCAUCACAGCAGGUCCUUGGACCAACCGGCUCCUCCGUCCCCUGGGCAUUGAGCUGCCUCUCCAGACCCUGCGGAUCAAUGUGUGUUACUGGCGAGAGAAGGUUCCCGGAAGCUAUGGUGUGUCCCAGGCCUUUCCAUGCUUCCUGGGCUUCAGCCUGGCUCCUUACCACAUCUAUGGAUUGCCCUCCGGAGAGUACCCAGGGAUGAUGAAGGUCUGCUAUCACCACGGCAACAAUGCAGAUCCUGAGGAGCGGGACUGCCCUGCAGCUUUCUCGGACAUCCAAGACGUCCACAUCCUGAGCUGCUUUGUCAGAGAUCACUUACCUAACUUAGAGCCUGAGCCUGCUGUUAUGGAGCACUGCAUGUACACGAACACCCCUGAUGAGCACUUCAUUCUUGAUCGACACCCAAAGUACGACAACAUUGUCAUUGGUGCUGGAUUCUCUGGGCAUGGGUUUAAGCUGUCCCCUGUUGUGGGGAAGAUCCUGUAUGAAUUAAGCAUGAAAUUAAUGCCAUCCUAUGACUUGACACCUUUUCGAAUCAGCCGCUUCCCCUGCCUGGGCAAAGCCCGCAUCUGA
This is a messenger RNA of Mesoplodon densirostris (Blainville's beaked whale), 1173 nucleotides long. It is a transcript of the gene PIPOX, whose product is annotated as pipecolic acid and sarcosine oxidase. Gene Ontology annotation, cellular component: peroxisome. Gene Ontology annotation, molecular function: sarcosine oxidase activity; L-pipecolate oxidase activity; flavin adenine dinucleotide binding. The record is from RefSeq and is a predicted model, not a curated record. Bases 1 to 1173 code for a protein of 390 amino acids. Lineage: Eukaryota; Metazoa; Chordata; Mammalia; Artiodactyla; Ziphiidae. The transcript is spliced from 8 exons.